This is a messenger RNA of Actinia tenebrosa (Australian red waratah sea anemone), 535 nucleotides long. Its product is annotated as small ribosomal subunit protein uS10. Gene Ontology annotation, cellular component: ribosome; small ribosomal subunit. Lineage: Eukaryota; Metazoa; Cnidaria; Anthozoa; Actiniaria; Actiniidae. Gene Ontology annotation, biological process: translation. The record is from RefSeq and is a predicted model, not a curated record. Gene Ontology annotation, molecular function: structural constituent of ribosome.
AAAGCUAGGUCAUCCACGUGGUCUUUCUCUUGACCGCCAUCUUGGUUUGUGAACGGCAAAGUUUUGUGGUUCACCUCUGUUCCAACGAAUAAGUCGACCACUUUGAAAAAUGUCCUCUCUUUAUAAGGAAAAAGGAGCCGUUCCCGAGGAGGAAGUUCAAAUCCACAGGAUCCGCAUUACUCUUACCAGCCGUAAUGUGAAAAGUCUUGAAAAGGUCUGUGCUGACCUCAUCCGUGGAGCUAAAGAAAAGAAGCUGAAGGUGAAGGGGCCUGUACGCAUGCCUACCAAGUACCUGAAGAUCACUACCAGGAAGACACCUUGUGGUGAGGGGUCCAAGACCUGGGAUAGAUUUGAGAUGAGAAUCCACAAGCGUCUCAUCGAUCUCCACAGUCCUUCUGAGAUCGUCAAGCAAAUUACAUCUAUCAGCAUUGAACCAGGUGUUGAAGUUGAGGUCACCAUUGCUGAUGCAUAAGUGCAAUAUAAUGUGAUCAAACAGACCAUCAAGGAAAAAUAAAGAAACUUCUCUGAUAAUUUA